UCCGGUAUAGUGACAAACCUUCCAGUAAGAGCAAAGACUGGACAGGAACACAUAGAUGAGCAUAUGUCAAGAGCGUUUAACCAUAUAUUCCUAUUCAAAUAAGUUUAACAUAAUUAUCUUCACAUAGACUUUAGGUAAUGCAUUCGACGCAGUGAUGUGAAGUCCUGUUUCUAUAGGGAUUGAGUGUUUUCAACAUUUGAUGCAACAUGGCAACCUCGCAUGGUAAUCGAUGUCUCCUAAGGACAAUCACGAGAUGUCUUCGGGACAGCCGUCGGCAGCUGAACUUGACGACAGUACGGUCUUUAGGACACUUUUCCAACUCUUCUUCGGGUAAACAGGAACGUGUUGAAACUGUGGAUCCACCGCGGAGUUCAGGGGGCGGCAGUGGCACAUCUCGACUGGCGGUCGCGCUCGGACUGGGACUCGGAGGAGCAGCGGCUUUAUUUUCAUUAAGAGGAGAAGACAAUAAAGAUGCCCUACAGAGGACAGUCGCGGUUAGGAAUUUGCUGAUUGAUAGCAUAUUACCUACUGUCCAGUGUGCUUCUCCAUUUAAACCUGACAGCCCGCGGUACAAGUAUAAUUUCAUCGCGGAUGUGGUGGAGAAGUCCACCCCUGCUGUGGUAUACAUCGAGAUUGUUGGCCGACACCCCUUUUCUGGCCGUGAGGUUCCCAUCUCGAAUGGCUCUGGCUUUAUAGUAAGUAGUGAUGGCCUGAUAGUGACAAAUGCCCAUGUGGUCGCCAACAAGCGUGGUGUUCGUGUCAAACUGACCAAUGGUGAGACUUACAACGCCACAGUCCAGGAUGUGGACCAGGCUGCAGACAUCGCCACCAUCAAAAUCAAUGUUAAGAAUCCUCUACCUACGUUGCGUCUUGGCAAGUCGUCUGAUGUGCGUCAAGGUGAAUUUGUAGUUGCCAUGGGGAGCCCCUUUUCUCUUAAAAACACCAUCACAUCUGGUAUCGUCAGCUCUGCUCAGAGAGGCAGUAAAGAACUGGGUCUCUCCAACUCCAACAUGGACUACAUCCAGACGGACGCUACCAUAGAUUUUGGAAAUUCAGGAGGGCCUCUCAUAAAUCUGGAUGGUGAGGUCAUCGGCAUUAAUACCAUGAAAGUGACAGCAGGGAUUUCCUUCGCUAUUCCCUCAGAUAGAGUCCGUCUCUUCCUUGACCGAUCUGCAGACAAACAGAAGUCUUGGUUUGGAGAAUCGGGAUCGAAAAGGCGUUACAUUGGAGUGAUGAUGCUGACUUUGACCCCCAGUAUAAUCGAAGAGCUAAGGAUGCGAGACCUGUCCUUCCCUGAUGUUUCUCAUGGAGUUCUCAUCCACCGUGUGAUUAUAGGAUCUCCAGCUAAUAGAGCUGGAAUGAAACCAGGAGAUGUUAUUAUUGAGAUCAAUGGGACAAAGGUGAACACGUCGGAGGAGAUAUAUAAUGCUGUGAGGACCAGCGAAAGCUUAAAUGUGGUGGUCCGCCGGGGGGCCGACCUGCUCAUGCUGCACAUGACCCCAGAGUCCACAGAGUAACAUCAAGUAAAGUAUUUAAUAAUAUUAAGAAAUGGUUAGAUGGUGAGUAAUGAGAAGCUUUAUCGUAGUUGCAAAUGUUGGAAGAAAGGAAUAUCGUAAAGGGUUGAAAUGUUUAUUUGUUUAGCAAACGCUGGACAUUCGUGAAGUAAACGUGUUUCUUGAAGCGUAUGAAAUAAUGUGAAUGAUUCAGACUUCUGUAAACUGAAUAAACCUCAGUGUGUCUGCGCAAACUACACUAUCAGUAUUGAUUUUGAAGGAACACCACUGAAUAUUUCGUUUAGGAUUGUCAUGAGGGCAACAAACACUCAACGACCUUAAUAAAUCUGGGUGCUCUUAUUGUGAAAAUGCAGAUGUUUUGUAUUGAAUCUCACAUUCUCAUGUUACGACGUUUGUAUUUUAAUACAUUUUUCAAAUUUCACAAUAAACCAUUGGAAUAUUUAUGGA
Molecule: messenger RNA, 1961 nt
Organism: Danio aesculapii
Lineage: Eukaryota; Metazoa; Chordata; Actinopteri; Cypriniformes; Danionidae
Product: serine protease HTRA2, mitochondrial-like
Exons: 8
Coding region: 207-1517 (436 amino acids)
Biological process (GO): proteolysis; programmed cell death; positive regulation of apoptotic process
Cellular component (GO): mitochondrion
Molecular function (GO): serine-type endopeptidase activity; protein binding
Source: RefSeq, a predicted model, not a curated record